Molecule: messenger RNA, 2346 nt
Organism: Rotaria socialis
Lineage: Eukaryota; Metazoa; Rotifera; Eurotatoria; Philodinida; Philodinidae
Source: the annotation of a GenBank genome assembly
AUGGACGAUAAAACUGAACAUAAUAUGAACGGAAUAACUGAUUCAUCAGCACGAUUAAAAUCAUCGUCUGGAAAAGGUUUAAUAACGACAAAUAGUAUGCAUGAUGAUGCUAAUUAUGACGCAGAUGCGAAUUAUUCAAAUCAACUAGCUGAAUUAAAUAAUCAAACUAAAAAUGAUUUUAUAUCUUAUUGCUUAUCAUUUUUACAAGAUGAUGAAGAAGCUCGAGAAUGCGUUCAAGUUGUAUGGAAUAAAUACUUGCAAUGUGUCGGUGACGUCGCCAUGAUAUCUGCUUUUUUUGAUACACUUCCAUUUAACAUAAAAGCAUCUGUUUUACAAAAAUAUCAAAAUGAAAUCAUUGAAUGGUGUCGAAAGUUAUUUCAUAUUAACUGUGAGACAUUACUUUAUUCAACUUUUUAUUCGGAAGCAUUUGUGCGUGUAAUCCGUUGUACACUUAAACAAGUUCAUUAUGACAAUGAUUUAUCAAUAAAAAAAGCUAUUAUUUAUGUAUCGAUGGAUUUUGAUGAAAAUUUAAAAAAUGAUUUAUUAUCGUCAAUAUCAAACAUUAAAUUUGAACAUAUACAAAAUGAUUUCACACAUGAAGAUAUGAUUGAUGUUCAGAAACUUGAAGAAUCAAUUAAACAAGAUUUAAAUGACGCACAUUCGUAUCCAUUUAUGGUCAUUGCCAAUAUAGGCACUACAUUAUUGGGUCGUUGUGAUGAUUUGAUUAAAAUAAAACAAAUUUGUAACCAACAUAAUAUUUGGCUUCAUGCAAUAGGUGAUUUAUUGGGUUCAUUAAUGUUGCUCUCAAUCAUUAAAGAAAAUGUGAACUUCAGUUGUGAUAGUCUAACGAUUGAUAUUGUUAAACUAUUUGGCAUUCAAAAUUUACCAUAUGUAACAUUUUUGAUUCGAUCGGCAAGUGAUAAAAAACAAGAUAAACAAAUAGACUUUAAUUCUACACAUGAUGAACAAUUAAGCACUGAUAAUUUAUCUACAAAGUCAACAGCAAGUACAAAUAUAUCAUCAUCAUCAUCAACAGCAACAGUUUUAAAUAUUAAUAAUGUAUCAAUGUCUCAUUCAUUUGAUGAUGUUAUUUUACAUAGCCCAUCAAUUAGUUUUUUAAGUAUAUGGUCUAUUAGUCAGCGGUGUUCAAACAAUGAUGUUCUUCAUCAUAUGAAACGUUCAUUUGAGUUAUCAAAUAUUUUGAUGAAAAAUUUAAAAAAGAUUAAAACAUUAAAAAUAUUGACUGAUGAUGAUAAUCAAGGAGUUUUUACUUAUAAACGUAUUUGUUCAGGUGAUGUAUCCGAUGAACCAUUACCAAAAACUAUGGUUAUUUUUCGUUUUCAAACUACUGAUGUACCAAACAUUGGAGACUUCGAUGCUUUAUAUAAUUAUAUUGAUCUUCUUAAUCUUUGGUUAUUCGAUAAACUCUCUCAACAAUAUCCAAAAAUGAAUCUAGAAUUACUUAAAGGUAUUCAUUUUCAAAUGUUAAAGCCAGUUGAUAACAGUGCAGAACGAACGCCAGCCCAUGCUAUUCGAUUUGCUCCGUUAGAACACUUAGUAGAUAUUAUCGAUGUUCUCGAUGUUCAAGCUUUUACAGAUGAUAUGCAACAUUACAGUGAUAUUCUUCUUGCUACUAUGGCUGCACGCGUACGACUUCCAUCAAGUGUAGCGAACUAUGAAAAUAUAGUUUCUAUUUCAGUACCUAAUUGGGCAGGUAUUGGAGCGAUUCGUUAUAUACCGAGUCAUAUUAAUAUGCAGGAACAAUCCGAAUUAUCAACGUAUGAUAUAAAUACAAUUCAAGCUGAAUUAGCAAGAAAACUACAAGUCAAUGAUUCGGCAUUUUCAUUGGGCGGUGGAACAAAUGAACAUGAUUCAAUGUUUUAUUUACGUUUAGGAAUGAUUAGAAAAUGCGAUGAUCUCGAUGUAUUAUUACAAAAGAUAGCAGAUAGUGGUAAAGAAACGGAAACGUCAUUAAAAUAUGUUGAAGAUAUGGCCGAAAAAAUCAAAAUUGGCAUUGAAAAGGUUCAAAAAGAUUUAGAAAAUGAAAAUCAGCAGAUACUUGCACAAGAAGGUCUUUUAAGACAAUUACCAGUCAUUUCAAAUAUUAUAUCAUGGUGGAGUCCACCUCCAGCAGCCACAUCAUUAACUACGAAAGGUCGAUCAUUUGAUUUGAAUUCUGGUUGUGUUGAAUCGACUGAAGAUACGUAUGUUUACCGUAUGCAAAUUAAAAAGCAAUCUCCUCAUGCACUCACACAUAAUGACGGUGAAGAAGCUACGCCUGUGACAAAUACUGGCACAACAUCAAACAGUACUGAUGAUAUUUCUGAACAAAAUCAUAACCAAUAA